Molecule: messenger RNA, 2202 nt
Organism: Zophobas morio
Lineage: Eukaryota; Metazoa; Arthropoda; Insecta; Coleoptera; Tenebrionidae
Gene: mbo
Product: nuclear pore complex protein Nup88
Exons: 9
Coding region: 41-2128 (695 amino acids)
Biological process (GO): ribosomal small subunit export from nucleus; ribosomal large subunit export from nucleus; protein import into nucleus
Cellular component (GO): nuclear pore
Molecular function (GO): structural constituent of nuclear pore
Source: RefSeq, a predicted model, not a curated record
ACAGCUGUUUUCCCUAGAAUCGUUACCGGUUGUUGUCAUUAUGAAUUACACGGACUAUUUACGUUUAAACGAACUAAAAAUUUUCAAAAAUGUGCGAAAUAGUUUGCCUAAAGGACUCACUAAAUCGACUAAUUUGCUCACCGUUAAAGAUGGAGUGCUGUACACCUGGGAUUUCGCAAAUAAUUGUGUUCUAACCUUAAAUGUGAAAGCAGCCAGAAGUCGAGAAGGAGAUAAUGUUUCGCAUCAGAACUUGCUGCCGCUGCUGCCCGUCCUUUUCCAGCCGGAAUUUUUGGUGGCCAACGACACCGGCACGCUUCUGAUAGUGGCGGGAUCUUCCGGUAUUCUGGUUAUGGAGCUUCCUGCGCGUUAUCCUCCUUACGGCGCCUUCGAGAACAACAAAGACGUAGUUUACUGCAAGAGUCACAGCUUAGACGAACGUUUGUUGUUCUGCAGCGAAGUGAUUAAAGUCCGACGAGUCCGUUUUCAUCCCGGUAGUCCCAAAAAUGCUCACAUUUUGGUUCUUACAUCCGACAACACCCUCAGGUUAUACGCCAUCGAGAACUCCACAGCAAUUAGUUUGGCCGCUUACCAAAUAGGAGAGACACCACUUGGUGUAUUCCCCGGAACUAAAACAUCAUAUCUUGCCGCUUUUGGCGAAGUGGGAGUCGAUUUUGACUUCGGGCAGCCAGAGCUCGACCUAGACACGAAAUCGCUUUUCAUCAAAGAAAAAAAUUUCUCCAGUUUGGUAUGGCCGGUGUAUGUUUUACGAGGGGAUGGAAGCGUCUACACAAUUAAUAUACCCGCAGAUCAAAAAACUAAACCAACAGUUACUGGUCCUCUUCCAAGAAACACCCGACAGGACCCACAAGAAGAAGCCUGUUCAAUUAUUUGUCUAAAUACAAAUCCGGAAGUUGUGUGCAUUGCUAAUUCCAACGGUACGAUUUAUCAUUCGACUUUACUGCCGAUUGAAGAGGAAGAAUACGCGAAGUUGAAAAGUGAAACUCCAAAUACCCCCCAAAAAGAGCUACUGUGCUUUGAAAGUAUAGAAUUGGAGUUGGGGUUGUCGACUACAACGGAAGACAACGCAUACACUUGUCCGAUUUUUUUACAUAAGGAUGAAUCCAGACCUGGACGGUAUUUUGCGACGCAUUCAGCUGGGAUUCAUUCUGUGUCUAUCACGUGUUUGAAGGAUUUGCAGAUUUACAUUAAUGGGAGUACGGAGAACCAACCUAUGGAUGACAUUUUCAACCAAGAAAGCAAAGCUGAGUACCUCGUCUGCACCAAAACCUCGGCAUCUGAGAACACAAACCCGAUAAUAGGCUUCGCUCUCUACUACGAACCCACAUCGCUAAUCGCUAUUCUAGCAGACGGCAACCUGCUAAGCUUAGGAAUCCUAACCGCUGAAAUUUUACCAACGAUCGAAGAACUAGAAGUCGAGGAUAAGAAAGGUGACGUCCCUUCCCCACUCAAAAAAAUGCUGCGUGAUCCUUUCGACCACAACAUCCAGAAAUUGCUGCGAAGAUCAUCAAAUCAGCCCAUCUUAAAACUGGGAGGUGAAGGGAAGCAUUCACAGAAGGAAUGUUACGAGUUGUUGCAAAGAGCCUCCCAAGUCUUCCGGGAGUACUUCGAAAACCACGCGCGUGCGCGUGAAGAAAUCGAAAAGCGAGUUAAAGCCCUUCAAAUGAUGAAGGAGUUCCAACUGAAGCAAAUUGAUAACAUGAACGCCGAAAAACAUGCACUAAGAGAAAAAGCUGAAAAUUUGGCCGAGAAGUACGAAGAUAUUAAAGAUAAGCAAGACGAAAUGAUGAAGAGGUGUGAGAAGUUGUUGGUGGUGGUGUCUCAGAAGGGAGCCGAACCGUCGGAUUCUGAGAAGGAGUACUUGAAGGAGUUGGAGCUGUAUAGAGACAAAAUUGAGAAGUACAAGACGUCAAUCGAGAAGUUGAAAAUGAAGGUGAAGUACCAGAAGAUACAGAUUGCGAACUGGAAGGCUCAGGAAGAAAGGAAAGUGUCUCAGAUGAGUGAAACGCAUUCGAACACGAUUAAGAAUAAUUUAAAGGAGACGAGCGAGAAGAUUCAGGAGAUGGUCAAGGAACUUAACGAGUAUAAGGAGAGGCUACAUUUAAAAUAGUGUUUUUACUUUUACUUUUUGUUGAACAUCGAAAUGUAUGUAUGAGUGGUUUAAUAAAGUAAUGAUUUUUGUAA